AUGAACACAGGCCAUGCUCCAGGGGAGGGGGCAAAGCUGGACUUCGCAUCAACCGGAUCUAACCUGGAGUGGAUGACAUGCCAUGUCAAAGGAGUGUCUCAGAGGGUAUGCGGGGGGUGGACUGCAGGGAGAGGGAGAGGACCCCUCCCACCCACAGUGUUGCAGGCCAGCAGGAAGACAGGCACCCGGGGCAAGGCUGCAGCCACCAAACAGGCCCAACGUGGCUCUUCCAACGUGUUUUCCAUGUUCGAACAAGCCCAGAUCCAGGAAUUCAAGGAAGCCUUCAGCUGCAUCGACCAGAACCGGGACGGUAUCAUCUGCAAGUCUGACCUGAGGGAGACCUACUCCCAGCUUGGGAAGCUGAGUGUCCCUGACGAGGAGCUGGACGCCAUGCUGCAGGAGGGAAAGGGCCCCAUCAACUUCACUGUCUUCCUCACACUUUUUGGGGAGAAGCUUAAUGGUGAGCUGGGUGUUCGGGACCCUCCUCCUGCUUCUGCCUGGUCUCCAUCUCCAGUGGCCACACAGGCCCAGAGAAGGUGGCCCCACUGCAUGGACCUCCCCAACGUCCCACAGGCACUGCCGGCAAAGUCCCAACUCCAGAGUGAGCAAAUGGGCCUUCAGGUCCACUUCCUAACCCUAAGUCCCGACCUUCUCCCUGCCUCGUCCCCUCUGGUCCCCAAGGGACACUUUGUAUCAGUAGGAGAUAGGGGGCUCCAUGCGUACCCUGGGACUCUUCCUGGGUGGGGCCAGUUGGCUGAGGGGGUGGGUGCUUGCCCGGCUUUCUCCACCCCAGGGACGGACCCUGAGGAGGCUAUCCUGAGUGCCUUUCGCAUGUUUGACCCCAGUGGCCAGGGGGUGGUGAACAAGGAUGAGUUCAAGCAGCUCCUCCUGACCCAGGCAGACAAGUUCUCUCUGGCUGAGGUUGAGCAGAUGUUCGCCCUGACACCCAUGGACCUGGCAGGGAACAUCGACUACAAAUCCCUGUGUUACAUCAUCACCCACGGAGAUGAGAAAGAGGAGUGACGGGAGCCGGGCCACCGGGGAGGGCUCAGGCCUGUGGGAUCCUCAAUAA
This is a messenger RNA of Loxodonta africana (African savanna elephant), 1072 nucleotides long. It is a transcript of the gene MYL7, whose product is annotated as myosin light chain 7. Gene Ontology annotation, biological process: heart contraction; cardiac muscle tissue development. The record is from RefSeq and is a predicted model, not a curated record. Gene Ontology annotation, cellular component: myofibril; cytoplasm. NCBI's taxonomy places the organism in Eukaryota, Metazoa, Chordata, Mammalia, Proboscidea, Elephantidae. The transcript has 7 exons. The coding region runs from base 1 to 1023 and encodes 340 amino acids. Gene Ontology annotation, molecular function: calcium ion binding.